Messenger RNA from Trichogramma pretiosum, 1167 nucleotides. RefSeq lists its product as uncharacterized. NCBI's taxonomy places the organism in Eukaryota, Metazoa, Arthropoda, Insecta, Hymenoptera, Trichogrammatidae. The transcript is spliced from 2 exons. The record is from RefSeq and is a predicted model, not a curated record. Bases 178 to 777 code for a protein of 199 amino acids.
GUUUCAGCGAUGUAGUACAAUUUUUUCGUUCAAGCGGUAAACUACGCCCACGUGCUUCGUGCCUUUUCCAGAUUUGUCUCAGUUUCCGGCCUUUGCAUUGCACUUUCGAUUAUCCCAACCAACUCCGUUUUUUUUGUGAAUUAAGUUUAUAAUUAAAAAAAUACCAAUUAAUUAGUCAUGGAUAACUUUAUGGAUAACGACAUGAUUGACGACAUCGUUGAUGCCAUGGAUAACGCUAUGGUCAGCGACAUGGUCGAUGCCAUGGAUGGCGCCAUGGGAAAUUACAUGGAUAACGCCAUGAGCAAUUACAUGAAUAACGACUUCGACGACGAUGUCUUCGUCAUGGACGACUUCGACAACGAGGAUGGCCUGGAUAACAUCAUGGCGAACGGUGAAAACGACGAACAGGACGAGUAUGUGCACGUGAUGGAAGUAGAAAAGUUUCUCGUCGUUGAUCCCGAGGAAGACGAAGAUCUUUCAGAAAUAGUGCUCGCUCGACUCAACAAAAAGAUCAACACUUUCGACAAAGAUUUAGAUGGCACGAUUCUCGAAAUCAGAGAUGCCGUUAUCACUGGACAAGGUAGAAUAUUUUCCGACGACGAAAGCGUCCGCAAUCUUGUCAAGGUGCAGGCCACGUUUUUCGUAUUGAAGCCGUACGCACGGCCGGACACAGAUAUGGAGGGAAGUGACGAAAGCCGUUGCAACUCCGCUCAGUCCGUAAAGAGCGAGACGCACGAGAUGAGCGAAGAAGCCAACGGCUUGGCGAUCAGAGCUUGAUCUAGAGAUAACAACACACACGCACGUGGCGAUACGAAGUCUCUCAUUUUCUUGAUGAUUCGAGCCGCUGUGCGUUCACUCGAGACUUCGAAUAGUUUUUAUUUAUCGAAUAUGUAAUUACAUAUUGAUUAUGUAUUAGAAAAUAAUUGUAUAAAGCUGUAACAUACACAUAUAUAGUUCUAAAAGAAUCAUCGAGUCACUAGAAAAGCUGGGUAGCCAAGAUGAGUUUUGAUAUUAUUUUGACUAAAAUGAUGAUGAUUCCGUUUAUAGGCAAAAUAAAGUAUUUCGCUCAUCUUAUGUAUUAUUAUCAAUAAUAGUUUAACAAUGGUGUAAAAAAAGCGUAACCAUAAUAAUUUGUUACGAAAUAAAAAAAACCGUUUACAAAUGUUA